Galendromus occidentalis (western predatory mite) is the source of this 1892-nucleotide messenger RNA. RefSeq names its product neuronal membrane glycoprotein M6 (gene M6). Gene Ontology annotation, cellular component: plasma membrane. The record is from RefSeq and is a predicted model, not a curated record. The transcript has 7 exons. Bases 262 to 1164 code for a protein of 300 amino acids. Lineage: Eukaryota; Metazoa; Arthropoda; Arachnida; Mesostigmata; Phytoseiidae. Gene Ontology annotation, biological process: neuron projection development.
CUCCGGCAGAUUCUGAUGCAGGCCUGGGUGUUGUCGUCGAUCUGAGUGAGUCGAAAAAUCGACGGUGUUGCGGCUUCAGUGUUGCAAGACAAUCGGUAAUGAACUUCAAGUGCUCUCGGUGCGAUCACAGAAACAGCGUCAGCAGCAAGCGUUAGCUCGAAUAUUCCACGUACGGCGAAGUCAGGAGGUCGGCGAGCAUUAGCCGAAGUUGUUCCCGUCGGAUCUAAAAGAGAAACACAGUUGACCAAGUGAAAAGUAGCGAUGCGCUACAACGAUAGUCGAGCUUACUCGUAUUCCUCGAUUGGUGAAGGCGCUCCGAUGCAGGAAUCCGCGUCGGGAUGUUGCGGACGUUCCAGGGAAAGGAAUACUGAAGAAUCCUCGAAAGGAUGCUGCUGCGGCUGUAUGGGUCGCAUGCCGUUCGCAACGCUGAUCGCCACCCUGAUGUGUGCGGCGGGGGUGACGGUCUUCCUCUUUGCCACCUACAGAGGUCUAAACGCGACCAUGAAGAUGUUCGAACACGUUUUCUACUCGCGAAUGUUCGGAGCCACACACGUCAGACUACAAGACAUUCAGAUUGGAUUCAUCGCCGUCGGCGCCGGUAUGGGAGUCUUGGCACUCCUCAUCCUUCUGAUCGGAUGUCUCAGCACCGGAUCCACUCGAACGACGAUCUAUAAAGAUUGGAAAGCUCGUGCUGGAGGCCGUUUCACCUGCAUUUUUCUCAUGUCCGUCACCUAUAUUCUCAAGUUGGUGUGGAUCUUCAUCUGCUUAGCGAUGGCAGUUGCAUCUUUCGUGUUCUUCACUUGGACAUCGAUGUGUAACCGACUUCGUUCGAUGAAUCUCGACAACAACGAGAGAUGCUUGAACCUCGAACAAUUUGACUUCCUUUUACCCGAGGUGUCCCUGGAACAUCAAGUCAUUUGCGACGAAGGCAAAAAGAAGGAGUUCUGCCACGACUACGUGGGAAGCGCUUCGCUCAUGUACUACGUCGCUACCGGAGCGUCCUUCGUCGUCCUGAUCAGCCUGAUCCACUAUCUUAUGUGUCUCUCGGCUAACUACACCCGAAUUAAGGAUCAGGCCAAGAUCGCAGACCUCGAAAUGCUCCGAAAUAUCGAAGAAAAUGAAAUGGGACCCCUUGGCGCAAAGGGAAACGCCAACAGAUACUGAGGUCGUCAAGAACAGCAACAAAAAUCACUCCCACAAUCACCACCGAGAGGUCGACGACGAAGACGACCCCGACGACGACAACCACCACCAUUACUGCAAGGUUACAUCGACUUUGGAAUGAAUGUAUUGGAUAAUGGAUGCACUGCUGAGUGAUCUGGUGGAUGAUGCAAGCGAAUGGAUUAAGGGUUUCUCGCACGAGAUCUACACGGCAAAGCUGUACUCUAGAACGACGCGAUACGAUGAUGUGCAUAUAUCCACACCAUACUUCAGAAACUGCCCUGGGACACGAUGAAAGACAACGGCGAUGAUAACGAUGAUUUCAAUGGCAAUGAUCAGUGCUCCCGACGUAUGGCCGGAUCUACGUCGAGACCUCAACUUCAAUAUAAUAAUCUCGCGUAGUCCAGAACGAAAGCUUUCCGCGGUGGUCUCCCUGAUCGUGAGGUAUUGGUGUUCUAUGACUCAAAGAAUCAUGCACGGUGCAAUCGAUCGAUCCACUGACGCAACAGCUUGACUCUCAACUACCAUCAACGAGCCGGGUGUGGGAGAGGCCACCGUUCUUCAAUUACUUCCCGACGGAAUCAGGAAUCAAUCGAACGAAUCAUUCAUCUACAUUCAAUAAAAAUGUAAUAUAUUGUCUAAGGCUGGGACUGAUGGAAGUCCUGGCUUGUAAACAUUCGAAUCUUCUCAAACCCAUCACCUAAAGAAUAUUUAAUAAAGGCAACAUCGAA